This is a messenger RNA of Hippopotamus amphibius kiboko, 4515 nucleotides long. It is a transcript of the gene STXBP5L, whose product is annotated as syntaxin binding protein 5L. Gene Ontology annotation, cellular component: plasma membrane; cytoplasm; SNARE complex. The record is from RefSeq and is a predicted model, not a curated record. The transcript has 27 exons. Gene Ontology annotation, molecular function: syntaxin binding; myosin II binding; GTPase activator activity. Gene Ontology annotation, biological process: regulation of protein secretion; regulation of exocytosis. NCBI's taxonomy places the organism in Eukaryota, Metazoa, Chordata, Mammalia, Artiodactyla, Hippopotamidae. Bases 1 to 3561 code for a protein of 1186 amino acids.
AUGAAGAAGUUUAAUUUCCGAAAAGUUUUGGAUGGCUUAACUGCCUCCUCCCCUGGCAGUGGUAGCAGCAGUGGCAGUAACAGUGGUGGUGGGGCUGGAAGUGGUUCCAUGCAUCCAGGAGGGACUGCAGGGAUUCUCAGAGAGGAGAUUCAGGAAACCUUGACUUCAGACUGUUUCCAGAUUUGUAAGACAGUUCGGCAUGGUUUUCCUUACCAGCCCACAGCAUUAGCCUUUGAUCCAGUUCAGAAAAUCUUGGCUAUUGGGACGAGAACUGGUGCUAUACGAAUACUUGGGAGACCUGGCGUUGAUUGUUAUUGUCAACAUGAAAGUGGUGCAGCUGUUCUGCAGCUCCAAUUCUUGAUCAAUGAGGGUGCUUUGGUCAGUGCAGGUUCAGAUGAUACACUUCAUUUGUGGAACCUUAGACAAAAAAGGCCAGCUAUUCUUCAUUCUCUUAAAUUUAACAGAGAACGAAUUACUUACUGUCAUCUACCUUUCCAGAGUAAAUGGCUCUAUGUUGGAACAGAAAGAGGAAAUACACAUAUUGUAAAUAUUGAAUCUUUCAUUCUUUCUGGAUAUGUUAUCAUGUGGAACAAGGCAAUUGAACUAUCCACAAAGACUCAUCCAGGUCCAGUUGUACAUUUAAGUGAUAGCCCAAGAGAUGAAGGGAAACUGCUAAUAGGUUAUGAAAAUGGUACUGUAGUAUUCUGGGACUUGAAAUCUAAAAGAGCAGAACUGAGAGUUUAUUAUGAUGAGGCUAUUCAUUCAAUCGAUUGGCAUCAUGAGGGCAAACAAUUCAUGUGCAGCCAUUCAGAUGGUAGCUUGACUUUGUGGAACCUGAAAAGCCCAAGUCGUCCUUUCCAGACCACAAUUCCACAUGGAAAAAUUCAAAGAGAAGGAAGAAAAUCUGAAUCUUGCAAACCAAUUCUUAAAGUAGAAUACAAGACCUGUAGAAACAGUGAACCAUUCAUAAUAUUUUCUGGUGGAUUGUCCUAUGAUAAGGCUUGCAGAAGACCAAGUUUAACCAUCAUGCAUGGAAAAGCAAUUACAGUGCUUGAAAUGGAUCAUCCUAUUGUUGAAUUUCUAACUUUAUGUGAAACACCCUAUCCAAAUGAAUUUCAAGAACCCUAUGCCGUUGCAGUACUUCUGGAGAAAGAUCUCAUUGUAGUUGAUCUGACACAGAGCAACUUUCCAAUCUUUGAAAAUCCAUAUCCCAUGGACAUUCAUGAAUCACCAGUUACGUGCACAGCAUACUUUGCUGAUUGCCCACCAGAUCUGAUUCUAGUGCUCUACUCUAUAGGAGUCAAGCAUAGGAAACAAGGAUACAGUAAUAAGGAGUGGCCAAUCAGUGGAGGAGCUUGGAACCUUGGCACGCAAACAUAUCCAGAAAUUAUUAUUACUGGUCAUGCAGAUGGAUCAAUAAAGUUUUGGGAUGCUUCUGCAAUAACUCUGCAGAUGCUGUACAAGCUAAAAACUUCAAAAGUAUUUGAAAAACAGAAAGUAGGAGAAGGAAAACAAACAUGUGAAAUUGUAGAGGAAGAUCCAUAUGCCAUUCAGAUGAUCUACUGGUGUCCAGAGAGCAGAAUAUUCUGUGUAUCAGGAGUCUCUGCAUAUGUCAUAAUUUAUAAAUUCAGCAGACAUGAAAUCACAACAGAAAUAGUGUCAUUAGAGGUACGACUUCAGUAUGAUAUUGAAGAUAUUAUUACCCCAGAACCAGAAACAAGUCCUCCAUUUCCAGAUCUCUCAUCCCAGCUUCCUUCUUCAAGGAGUCUUUCUGGGAGCACUAACACUGUGGCUAGUGAAGGAGUAACAAAGGACAGUAUCCCAUGCCUCAAUGUUAAGACACGGCCGGUACGAUUGCCUCCAGGAUAUCAAGCAGAACUUGUUAUUCAGUUGGUAUGGGUGGAUGGUGAACCUCCACAACAGAUUACUAGCCUCGCUGUAAGCUCAGCUUAUGGAAUAGUUGCAUUUGGGAACUGCAAUGGGUUGGCUGUGGUGGAUUUUAUACAGAAGACAGUACUGUUAAGCAUGGGGACCAUUGACCUAUAUAGAUCAAGUGACCUAUACCAACGACAACCACGGUCUCCUCGAAAAAACAAGCAGUUCAUUGCAGACAACUUUUGCAUGCGUGGCCUGUCUAACUUUUAUCCUGAUUUAACGAAACGGAUCCGUACUUCCUAUCAGAGUUUAACUGAGCUGAAUGACAGUCCAGUUCCCCUGGAACUUGAGCGCUGCAAGUCUCCCACUUCAGAUCAUGUAAAUGGACAUUGCACAAGUCCAACUUCUCAGAGUUGCAGUUCUGGAAAACGUCUUUCCAGUGCUGAUGUGUCAAAAGUAAAUCGCUGGGGUCCUGGAAGACCACCAUUUCGAAAAGCACAGUCAGCCGCUUGCAUGGAGAUUUCUUUACCAAUUACAACAGAAGAAAGUCGAGAAAAUUCCUAUAAUCGUUCUAGAAGCUCUAGCAUCUCCAGUAUUGACAAAGAUUCUAAGGAAGCGAUUACAGCACUAUACUUCAUGGAGUCCUUUGCUCGGAAAAAUGACUCUACUAUCUCCCCUUGUUUGUUUGUUGGAACUAGUCUGGGAAUGGUGUUAAUCAUCUCCUUAAACCUACCUUCAGCAGAUGAACAAAGAUUUACAGAGCCAGUGAUGGUAUUGCCAAGUGGUACAUUCCUCUCAUUGAAAGGAGCUGUCCUAACAUUCUCCUGUAUGGACCGAACUGGCGGAUUAAUGCAACCGCCGUACGAAGUUUGGAGGGAUCCAAAUAACAUAGAUGAAAAUGAGAAAUCUUGGAGAAGGAAACUGGUCAUGAACUGCCCCUCUCCAUCCCAAGAAAUAGGAGAUCAUCAAUAUACAAUAAUCUGCUCAGAAAAACAAGCCAAAGUCUUCUCACUGCCUUCUCAGAAUUGCCUCUAUGUUCAUAACAUCACCGAGACAUCUUUUAUACUGCAAGCAGAUGUGGUGGUCAUGUGUAACAGUGCCUGCUUGGCAUGCUUUUGUGCCAAUGGGCAUAUCAUGAUAAUGAGCCUACCUAGUCUUCGCCCAAUGUUGGAUGUUAAUUAUUUGCCACUGACAGACAUGAGGAUAGCACGGACGUUCUGUUUUACUAACGAAGGACAGGCAUUAUACCUCGUCUCUCCUACUGAAAUUCAGCGGUUAACAUACAGCCAAGAGAUGUGUGAUAAUCUACAGGACAUGCUAGGAGAUUUGUUUACUCCCAUAGAGACACCAGAGGCUCAAAACAGAGGCUUCCUCAAGGGACUGUUUGGUGGAAGUGGACAAACAUUUGACAGAGAAGAGCUCUUUGGAGAAGCUUCAGCAGGAAAAGCAUCACGCAGCCUCGCACAGCACAUUCCUGGACCAGGUGGUAUAGAAGGGAUGAAAGGUGCUGCUGGAGGGGUCAUGGGAGAGCUGACUCGUGCACGGAUCGCACUUGAUGAGAGAGGACAGAGGCUAGGAGAGCUGGAAGAGAAAACUGCAGGCAUGAUGACCAGUGCAGAAGCAUUUUCCAAACAUGCACAUGAGUUGAUGCUGAAAUAUAAAGAUAAGAAAUGGUACCAGUUCUAAACUUCUAAAGAAGCUAUGACUGCUUUGAGAAGUCAUUAUUCAGGGAAACCAAAUUUAUUCCCAGCAUCACUAUUCAACUGCUAGAAGCCAGUUUCUUCUAUGAAAUGUUCCAUUACAGUCCAUCUGCAGUUAUCAUAAGGGAGACUUAUCAGAGACACCAUACAACCCAAAGGCUGGAACCCUGGUUAAAAUCCCAAGACAUGGCUGAAUUUGCCUUUUCCCACGUGGAAUGGAGCUAUCAUCUUGGCAUGUUAUUGGCUAAGGAUUUACAUUUAGGAACUAUGGGGAGUCCUGAUUUGAAAAAAUCCUGUACAAACAAAAAGCAUUAAUGCACUUAAUGAAAAAAAAUUUUGCAUGAUAAAUUAACAUCUUAAAGAGGAAGAGAAAAAAAAGCAUGUUGUGACAGAAGAAAAAAAGAUUUAAGGUAAACUAUUUUUAUAAAUUGGGCCACACCUGACAAUUUAAAAAAAAUCUGCAUUAGAAGAUCAGUGCAUUUCAAGUACAUUUGCGAUACCCAACUGAAAAAGCAAACAAAACCAGAGUUUUCUCCUCAUUGAUAACCUUCAUUAUACGAGAACAUUAUUGAAUUCUUAUGGCAAGAGUCUGAUUAACGUUAUUCUCACUCCAUAAUAUUUUACAUUAUUCACAGUUCUGGGUCAUAAUCAAAUAUUGCCAGUACAGUAAAUUAUUCCUAACACAGUUUUUUCAUUUCUAUCACCUUUAGAACAAGUUGCUACUUUUAGUCACAAACCAUGCAGGGUUGGGUCACCUUGAAGCAUUUUUAUCAGCCUGGCUUAUACUCUGCAGGGGAGUUGACAAUAGGUUUGGGGGAACUAGACUUAUAGGAACAACACAGUUAGCUUUGAGAACUGAUUUCACACACACUGGUUUCAGUUUCUAAAGUGAUAUAUUUUUAAUGCUCCAUUUGUAUCCUUGUCUGCCAAUUACACAGUA